Messenger RNA from Dermacentor andersoni, 1737 nucleotides. Its product is annotated as alpha-1,3-mannosyl-glycoprotein 2-beta-N-acetylglucosaminyltransferase-like. Gene Ontology annotation, cellular component: Golgi apparatus. NCBI's taxonomy places the organism in Eukaryota, Metazoa, Arthropoda, Arachnida, Ixodida, Ixodidae. Gene Ontology annotation, molecular function: alpha-1,3-mannosylglycoprotein 2-beta-N-acetylglucosaminyltransferase activity. Gene Ontology annotation, biological process: protein N-linked glycosylation. The record is from RefSeq and is a predicted model, not a curated record.
CAUUUUUCGAAGCGGCCGGCUGCGACCAAAGAGCGUCGGGCCCGUCGACCGAACAGCUGCGCCGGAUACGCGGCGUUCUCGCGCGCCCUGAAAAGUGCCGGAGCACGCUCGGCAGCCAAGCUGCAGGGCUGCCAGCAUGGUCGUCGACGCCGUGCGCUGCCAGCCGCGGUGACGGCCAUGAACCGGCUGCACGUGCUUCUGCUGGCCGGCGCCCUUCUCUGGGCCCUCGUCACCGGGCUCAUAUUCGUGCAGAUCAACCAGAGUCGCUUGCACAACGUCUUGCACUCGCAGGCAAUCGUGCUGGAACGAGACGUGCGCUCGCAGCUCCACUCUAACGACGAAGUGCUCGACCGGCUUAAGCAGUGGAAGAAAGCGAUCGACGACGCCAGGGAGGAACAGGAGGUCAUCGCAGUCCUGGUGCUCACCUGCAACCGAGUGUCCGUGACACGCACGCUGAACCAGGUGAUGCGGUACCGCCCGUCGCAGCGACGGUUCCCUGUCAUCGUUAGCCAGGACGGCUACGAUAACGUCACCUCCGAACUACUUUUCCAUUAUCAGCGCAAGCACAAGUUUACCCUCCUUCAUCAGCCCGAUCAGAAGAAGCUCACAGAGGGUAUAACGGCAGUGUUUAACAUCGAGGGUUACCACCGCAUCUCGCGGCAUUACAAGUGGGCGCUCACGCAAGUUUUCGAUCGUCUGAAACACACCGCCGUCAUUGUGCUUGAGGACGACUUGGACAUUGCGCCCGACUUCUUCGAGUAUUUCGCUUCGCUGCUUUCCAUUCUGCGGAGAGAUCCCACCUUGUUUUGCGUGUCUGCUUACAACGAUAACGGCAAACUAAGUCACAUCUCCUUGUUGCCAGACAUGCUGCACCGCACAGACUUUUUCUCAGGAUUAGGGUGGCUCUUGACUCGUGAGUUAUGGAAUGAGAUUGGUCCUCGAUGGCCUAAAGCUUUCUGGGAUGACUGGAUGCGCCAGCCUCAACAACGCAAAGGCCGCGCGUGCAUCCGGCCCGAAGUGUCGCGCUCACGGACGUUCGGUCGUGCAGGCGUCAGCGAUGGGCAAUUCUUCGACAAGUACUUGAGAGACGUGUACCUCAACAAAGUCUUCGUGCGCUUUAGCGGCAUGGACUUAAGUUACUUGCUCCAAAGUCGUUACGAUCAUGCGUUUCAAAUGACAGUUAGCGAGAGCAGGGUAUACAGCUUCGAGGAUCUCAAAAAGGGACUCGUUGCUCAAACUCCGGCAAGGAUACCUUACGUGAAUGAGAGUGAGUUUGCUGAAAUCGCGGUAGUUCUGGACAUAAUGAAAGAUUUUAAGGCAGGCGUUCCGCGCACCGCUUACAAGGGCGUUGUCAGCACUUACAUGGACGGGAUACGGUUGUUCGUUGUGCCUCAUCCGUGGCCCUUCGAGCCUCACCCCCACAAGGCGAACCGGCAUCAACUGAGUACUCAGCUCGCGCGGCGGCCGCUGCGGUAGCACCCGGCAGCCGAAGGGUUCCUAUGAAUGACAGAGCUCCGCGAGUGCGCCAUUCCAACCACGCGUCCAGCAGGUUCCGAGUUCCACUUGGAUUUCUUGCUGCAACCACAGUGGGUCAUCAGAACGGCAUAUAUUUUUGAAAACAAGCCAGACAACAGCUGCGUUCUCCCGAGCAAUGAGUUUCGCGGAAAACAAUAUCUCUUCUAGUCGUUCUUGAUAUCUUCCCAUCACACCGUCACAAAUAAACAUUUUUAUCGUUGC